Molecule: messenger RNA, 246 nt
Organism: Trichomonas vaginalis G3
Lineage: Eukaryota; Parabasalia; Trichomonadida; Trichomonadidae
Product: MULE transposase domain-containing protein
Exons: 1
Coding region: 1-246 (81 amino acids)
Source: RefSeq, a predicted model, not a curated record
AUGGAUUUCCUUGUAUUCAGAACAUCUGAUGCUCAUGAAUCUCAGGCUGCUUACGACAAUAUUUGCGAAAUUUUCGGCGAAGAACCACAAGCACAGAUCUAUUUUGACAAGCAAUGGAAGCCAUACCUUCAUCUUUGGAUGGCGCAGUACAGGAAUGGAGGAGAUUCCACCAAUAAUGGCAGAAUCGCAUUUCAAGCAAUUGAAGUAUUCCUUCUUUUUGGGCAAAAAACAUAUGAGGAUCGAUGA